Chrysemys picta bellii (western painted turtle) is the source of this 2949-nucleotide messenger RNA. Lineage: Eukaryota; Metazoa; Chordata; Testudines; Emydidae. The record is from RefSeq and is a predicted model, not a curated record.
UCCCAGAAGCCUCAGCCUAUGGAAGGCGGUUGCCAUGGCGAGGGAGCCCAACAGGUCUGGGCGAGCGCAGGAGAAGCUGCAGUCCAGGAGGGAGCAGGAUGGAAGUCCUGCGAGAGCAUGGGGAAGAGGAGGAGGAAGAAAAGAAAGUCUUUGUGAUUAGUAAUGAACUCCAAGACCUGGAAGAGAAGCUGUCAGAGAUCCAAGUCCAUAUCCCAAAUGUUGUACCUGAAUUUGACUGGAGUUCCAUCGACACCUCCCAGUUACCAGCCUCCUACAAGACGAAUUCUGCCAAGGAGCAGAUGCUGCUGCAACUAGGUGACAAUUUCCAUCGACAGUAUGCGCAUCUCUGCCCGGAUCGCCAGCCACUCUUCCUCCACCCAUUAAAUGAGUGUGGAGUGGAGAAAUUUGUGAGCACCACAGUGCGCCCGACCCUGCAGCCAUACCCGGAGCUGUAUAAUUGGGACGGCUGUGCCCAGUUCGUCUCUGACUAUCUCACCAUGGAGCCCCUCUCGUCCCCCAUCACGCCGCCCAGUUACCUCCCCUCCCCGACCACAAUCCUGAAGUACCAAAGGGGGAAUUGCUUUGGCUUCAGCAUGCUCCUGUGCUCCCUGCUGAUCGGUGCGGGCUACGAUGCCUACUGUGUGAACGGUUACGCCACCCGGGAGAUCUGCAUGAUGGACGAGACCAGGGAGGUGUGCCCACUGCUGGAGAAAUCAAAGGAGGUCCUGAAAGAGCCCAUGAAGGAGAAGAUCAAGAAGUACGCAGUCAAGCCCCCACGGGACCUGCGCAGCAAGUUUGAGCUCCAGCAGGUGGCCAAGAAGGAAGCCGAUAUUGAAGCCGCACAGAAGAAGAAGCAGAAAGAGGAAGAGGAGAAGGUCAUGGAAGCGGAAAAGCCAAAGCCGGACCCUUUGUACGGGUUACGUGUCCACGCCUGGGUUCUGGUGUUGUCGGGGAAGCGGGAGGUGCCGGAGAGCUUCUUCAUUGAUCCCUUCACAGCACACAGCUACAGCACCACCGACGACCAUUUCCUCGGCAUUGAAAGCAUCUGGAACCACCAGAACUACUGGGUCAACAUGCAGGAUUGCUGGAAUGGCUGCAAGGAUCUCACCUUUGACCUCGGGGACCCAGUGCGGUGGGAGUUCAUGCUGCUGGGGACUGACAAGCCCCUUCUGUUGCUUCCGGAGGAGGAAGAAGAGGAGUUAGCUGAUGAGGAUUUGGAUGAUUUUGAUAAGGAGGAGGAGGAAAAGGGUUUUGACAUGCCAGCAUCCUGGGUGGACCCGAUUCAAAUAUCUCGGAAAGAAUUUGAGACCCGCUGUCCCCAAGGGAAGAAGGUGAUCCAGUACAAGAACGCAAAGCUGGAGAAAUGGGCCCCGUACCUGAAUAGCAACGGGCUGGUCCAACGCCUCACCGUCUAUGAGGACCCAGAAUGUAUCAGAGUGCUGGAGGUGAAGGAGUGGUUCGAAAACAGAGAGGACAUGAUGAACAUGAGACAACUAAAUAAAAAAACAGAGGUGACGACAGAGUACUUCAGCCCGGGACACAUCCAAGGUCUCAAAGCACACACCUACAAGACGAUGGAGCCAGAGACUGAGCGCACCAUGGAGUUUUACAGCGAGACGCGAGUAGAUGGCCUUCAGAAACGGGUUGAAAAUGCCAAAGAGAUGACGGAAUAUUUUGAAGGGCGGUCAGAUUUCCUGCACUACCGGCACACAAUGUUUGGCAAAAGAACAAAAAGAGCACAGAAGCUCCUCGUUAAUACUGAAUCGAACGCCCGGCCCAUACUGCAAAUCAAGGAGCAGUUCCAUAGGAACCCAGAAAAGCCCGCUGAUGAAGAUGUAGCAGAGCGCAUCUUUAUGAUCUUGGAGGAGCGGAUUAUGCUGACGUAUCAUUGCAAGGACGAUUACAUCACUGCCUCAAAGAAGGAGUUCAUCAAACGGAAGGAUGUGGAUAAUAAGGGAAACAAGAUCAUCAUGACCUCAGACAUGUGCAUCAGCUAUCGGGUGGGGUCUUUUGUGAAAAACAAGAAGCUGCUGCAUCUGUACGAAAUGAUGCUGAAGCUAAUGGAAGCAGAAAAGCAGUCGAGGCAUCUAGUCUGGGAGUCUGAAACAGAGGUGCUAGAAAUUCUCAAGAUCCGGGAGGAAGAAGCAGCCGCCAGCAAACUGACAGUUUCCAUGUACGAUACAGAGAGGAAUGAAAAGAGCAAACAACAGCGAGAGACAAUGGAGCGUCUGAUGCAAGAAGAGAGACAGCGACAAGUGGAGCAGGACCUAGAUUACCUGGCACCCUUCCUGAUUCAAAUGGGCAGCACAGAGAAGAUGUCCAAGUGGCAAGCCCUACGCCUCAAGGAAGAUUGCCUGAAUGAUUUCAAACACCGUCUCAUUGACAAGGCCAACCUCAUCCAAGCUCGCUUUGAGAAGGAAACACAGGAGCUGCAGAAGAAACAACAGUGGUACCAGCAAAACCAGCUCUCUAUGACCUUGGAGGAUGAGGAUGCCUACCUAACCUACUGCUCUGAUGCCAUGUUCUGUAUCCGCAUUCUGGAAAUACGGCUUAACAGACACAAAGAGAUGGCGCCACAGAAAUACAUAGAACUGGAAGAGAAAUUGUGCAAGGAUCCUCGCCUGGCUGAGUAUCUCAAAUGUAACGUCUGAUAUAGUCCCUGUUCCCUCACAACAGUCACUGGAAAUCAGUGCAGGAACCUGCACCGAGUUGGCUGAGCUAACCGUAUGAGCUGCUGGAGAAAAAUGUGGCAUCUUUUUCCUACUUGUGUUCAAUGAACCAUUUGGGGUCUGACUGAUCACAUUUCCCUCAGUGCCUCUCUCCAGUUUUCCCAGGAGCUGCUGGGAUCUCCUCUGUAGAGGAUAUAAUAGCAGAAGUAACUUCUUCUUAAAAUUUCAUUUCCACACAUUUCAUUUAUCCCUUUUUUUUCAUUAAAUGUUUUCCUAGUGA